GCCUCUCCACCUCCACCCCAACAACGCCUUCCCUGCCCACAGCACAGCAGCACGCACACUCGCAGCCUCGUAGCUUCAAGCCACACCGCGCAACCACUAACGAGGAGUGGCCGCGCACCGCCUUCCUCGUCUGUGCUUCCCAAACUGCCCGCACCUCCCCUUUCAAGCGCGCUGAUUGUUGCGCCAUGGGCGGGUCUCGGCGGAGAUUGAAGCGGGGAAAGGCGCCAGUGCGCGUGCGACUUCCCAAGAUCAAGAAACCCGCUCCGGCCCCAGUGAAGUUACCGGACGGACGAGUCAUCGAGUGGAAUCGCGACGCGUCGCUGCGCAAGAACUACCGCAGCGCGGGCCUCGUGGUGGACCCCUUCGAGAUCAAGCCGCGCGCCAAGACCAAUGCCAGCUCGCGCGGCGUGUUUCUCGAGCAGGGCGCCGCGCACGACGGCGACGAGAGAGAGGACGGCGCCGCGGCCGCCGCCGGCGGUGAUUUGGCGGGGGAAGGAGGGGGCGCGGAUGCGGCUGACGGGGGAGGAAGCGGAGGCGAAGGAGAGGGGCACCUGUCGCAUGAGCUGCUGGCGACGCUGGGCGUGGUGAAGCGGCAUCCCGACGCGCCUCCACCGCGCCUUACACGCGUGCAGCGCACCGUGGUGGGGCGCCUGCUGGCCGUGCAUGACACCGACUACAAGGCCAUGGCGCGGGACAUCAAGCGCAACCGCAUGCAGCACUCGCCCGCACAGCUGCGGCUGCUGUGUGAGCGGUACCUGGCACAUGAGAAGACCCUGCCCGACCCUCACUAGUGCAGCUCUCAUCUGACCAUGGCGCCUGCAGCUGCUGAGGCUGCUCCACAGCCCCACCCCGCAUGGCUUUACUUUCUUCAAAUAAAGUAUCGAAUGGAUG
Messenger RNA from Closterium sp. NIES-67, 891 nucleotides. Lineage: Eukaryota; Viridiplantae; Streptophyta; Zygnematophyceae; Desmidiales; Closteriaceae. The record is from the annotation of a GenBank genome assembly.